Messenger RNA from Larimichthys crocea (large yellow croaker), 5379 nucleotides. It is a transcript of the gene vps54, whose product is annotated as VPS54 subunit of GARP complex. The record is from RefSeq and is a predicted model, not a curated record. Gene Ontology annotation, molecular function: syntaxin binding. Gene Ontology annotation, biological process: retrograde transport, endosome to Golgi; Golgi to vacuole transport. Gene Ontology annotation, cellular component: GARP complex. The transcript has 24 exons. The coding region runs from base 209 to 3199 and encodes 996 amino acids. NCBI's taxonomy places the organism in Eukaryota, Metazoa, Chordata, Actinopteri, Sciaenidae.
CCCCGCGGCUCGUCGUCAGUUUCUGCCGCCUGUCACAGCUGCUCCUCCGGCUAGCCUGCUAGCGUUAGCAUUAGCAUUAGCCAGUCUACGUGUAACCCCGGCUGACAACAUUAGCUCCAGCGUUAGCAUCCGGCUCAGGCCGCGGAUAUUCAGAGUCUCACCAGCCCUGUCAUCCAAACUAGCCUCUUGGGAGGCAAGUCCCAAUGCCAUGGCCUCCAGCCACAGCUCCUCUCCAGUGCCUCGUGCAGGCCGAGAUCGGAUCUUUCUGAAGGAGCGGGAUCCCUCCCCCCCUCGUUGCCGGUCCAUCCGGUCCUUGCCCGACGUCUGUCCUAAGGAGCCCACCGGCGGGGGGCGAGGUCUGUGUGACGGCCCGUCCGUGGUGGCAGAGCACGACAGGUGGACGGUGUACAGCUCGAAGGUCAACCUCCCCGCUGCGCUGAACGACCCGCGGCUCGCAAAAAGGGAGUCCGACUUUUUCACCAAAACAUGGGGCCUGGACUUCGCCGAGACGGAGGUGAUGCCCUCCUUCUACCUCCCCAACAUCACCAGGGAACACUUCGGGCCCUACCUGCAGGAGAUGGCUCAGAGGGAAAGAAUCCACGAGCGCUGCAAGACGAUCUGUCCCAACAAAGACGACGUGGACGCCGUCUCCAGUGUCACCACCAACCACGACAAAUCCAGAGCGGAGCUGGAACAAGUCCCGAAGAUCUUCAUGAAGCCUGAGUUUGCUCUGGAGGACCCGGCCACUUUCAACACUGUCCUGCCCUGGUCGCACUUCAACAGUGCCGGAGGAAAGAGCAGCAGAGACGUGGCAUCGUCCAAACUACUGCAGGAGAAGCUAAGUCACUACCUGGAUGUGGUGGAGGUGAGCAUCGCCCGGCAGAUCUCUCUGCGCUCUGAGGCGUUUUUCCACGCCAUGUCCUCUCAACACGAGCUGCAGGACCGGCUGCAGGAGACGCAGCAGGCCGUGGCCGUCCUGCGGGGCCGGACAGCCGACAUUGACAGGGUCAUGUGUCAGGGACCUCUGCGGGCCCUCCGCACCGCCCUGACCCGCAACAACUGUGUCAAGCUGCACAAUAAGCUAAAGCUGAUGGCGGCGGUGCAUCAGACGCAGCCCACCGUGCAGCUGCUGCUCUCCACCUCCGAGUUUGUUGGAGCGCUGGAACUCAUCUCCACCACCAAGGAGGUGCUGCAGCAGGAGCUCCAAGGAAUCCACAGCUUCAGACAUCUGGGCUCCCAGCUGUGUGAGCUGGAGAAGCUGAUCGAUAAAAUGAUGGUGGAGGAUUUCAGCAUGUACGCCCGCAGCGACCUGAGCCGCAGCCUGAAGGACGAGCCCCAAGUCCUGGAGAAGGUCCACAAACCAAACGCUGCCUCACAGAAGGAGCGUCUGGAGUCUCUGGUGUUCGGCCUGCUGCGGCAGAGGAAACUGGACUUUUUGGAUAUUUACAGCGAUGAGAUGAUUAUGGCUGCUAAAGCCAUCGUCACUCAGUGUGUAGCAGAAAGUGUUUUGCACAUAGAAGAAAUUGACACUGAAGUCGUCACUAAGCUAGCUGACCAGAUGCGUGUGAUGACGUUUCCUCAGUGGUUUGAGCUGCUGAAAAACGUCUUUGAGAGUUUCCUUCUCUUCCUGCAGAGGAUCAAGGCCACUCUGAACGUGAUCAAAAACGUGGUCCUGGAGGUUCUGGCCUCAAACCAGAGGAACCGGCUCCUGGAGGAGGCCAGUUCAGGGGCUUCAUGUCAGGAGGCUUCUCACAGUCAGUCGCUCCUGCAGGGGGAGGCUGAGUUGGCCUACCUCACUCACGAAGGUCUGUUCAUCAGUGACGCUCUGAACGAGGCCCAGCAGCAGCAGCAGCAGCAGCAGCAGCAGCAGCAGCAGCAGGCAGGGGUCCAGGAUCAGAGCUCUGUGGUGGGCUCCCGGACGCAGCAGAGCCGGACGGAGGCUGGCGGCAGCGACUCUGCCUUUGGGACCACAGAGACCUCCGUCAGCAGGGAGCAGAGCUUCAUGUCCGCUGAGAACAUGAUGCCCACAGAUCACGAGCUGAACCGUGUGAUCAACAACAUCCAGGAGCUGCUGCACUCGGCCUCCGACAUCAGCCAUGACCGCUGCGUCAAAGUCCUCACAGCCAGAGCCAAAGACGGCUCUCUGGAGCGUCUGAGCUCGGCGGAGUUUGUGUGUCUCUCCCAGGCCGUGGAGGGUUUCGUCAGGGACACAGAGGAGCUGUGCGGCAGGCGCAGCGUCUCCCUGCGGGGAGCGCUGCAGAGCCAGGCCAACCGCUUCGUCCACCGCUUCCAUGAAGAACGCAAGACCAAACUCAGCCUCCUCCUGGAUAAUGAGCGCUGGAAGCAGGCCGAGGUUCCCGCUGAGUUUCAGGAUCUGGUGAACUCCAUUGCUGACGGCAGAAUAUCACUACCAGAGCGCAAAAUCCCAGGUCCAGAGGAAAGGAAGCCCACUGAGUUUCUGCUCGUCAACGGGCAAAAAUACGCCGUUGUUGGGACGGUUCUGCUGCUGAUCCGGAUCUUUCUGGAAUACUGUCAGUGUGUCAACGACAUCCCAUCCAUCGCCACCGACAUGCUGACGCGUCUAUCGGACCUCCUCAAGCACUUCAACUCUCGGAGCUGCCAGCUGGUUCUGGGAGCCGGAGCUCUGCAGGUGGUCGGCCUCAAGACCAUCACCACCAAAAACCUCGCAUUAGCUUCCCGCUGCCUGCAGCUGGUGGUUCACUACAUUCCCAUCAUCAGAGCUCAUUUUGAGACCAAACUGCAGCCCAAACAGUUCAGCGUCCUCCGACACUUCGACCACAUCACCAAGGACUACAAUGAUCACAUAGCAGAGAUUUCUGCUAAGCUGGUGGCCAUCAUGGACAGUCUGUUCGAGAAGGUUUUAUCAAAGUAUGAAGUGAAAGCUCCGAUGCCUUCGGCCUGCUUCAGAAACGUCUGUAAGCAGAUGUCAAAGAUGCACGAAGCCAUUUAUGAGCUUUUACCUGAAGAACAGACACAGAUGUUGUUUCUGAGGAUUAAUGCCAGUUUUAAGAUGCACCUGAAGAGGCAGCUGGCUCGACUCGGGGUCGUGAAUGACGGAGGACCUCAGCACGGGCUGGUGGUGGUGGACGUCGCGUUCUACACGGAGAACGUCCAGGCGCUGAAAAGCCUCGAGCGGCUCGACCUGAACAUGGCCGAGAUCUGGGAGCAGAAGAGGUGAUGGGGGACGACGACAACAAUGGGAUGUCCAUGACCGACCUGCCGACCAACCCGGCAACGGUGGAGGGAGCCGACCUCAUGGGCCAACGGCGGCCGGCUGAGGCUGGAGGAGGCCCAGAGGGACCAAAAAUACUAAACUGGGAGAAGAAAAGCAGCGACAUGCUGUGGCUUCCUGAACCGCUCCACCUUAAAAGACUUUAUCAAGUAACACACAGAGCCUCCUUUAAAACAAAAAACUGCUGUCGCCUCAUCUCACUGUGUGCAAUUCAACAGAAAUACUAGUAAAUUAUUAGAGAUGGUUUUAGUGGGAGUCAAGGGUGUAGAUAAUGUUUAAGAAAUGGCGGGGUAAUUUAUUUUCUGUCGUCUUGAAAACAUUCAAUACUGUGGCAGACUUUUUCUUCAGCGGGGCCGGGAUGUUUCUUUGAUCAGCGCACACUGAAACCGAACUUUUCUGUCGCUGGGUUCGAGACUUUUGCAAAAACGUCACAGCCGAGGAGUCAGGGUUCACGUGAUUCGCUCUUAUCUUCCCUUCCUGCUCUAAAAGAAUGAACAGGGUUCCUUCAAGAUGUUUCCAAACCUCAUUCAUAAGCUGUUUGUUUUUUUGGUUUUGUUCUCUGUGGUAAUGACUGAACACAUACAGGCAUGAAAUGGAUUCUUUUAUACUCAAAACAAGAAAGUUUUUCAGACUUCUUGUGUUCAAGGCCUGGAAAUUCAGGCAGUUUGAGACCUGGAGGAACCCCAAUGAAGCAGGAGCUGAUUUAUUAAAAAAAAAAAGUGUAAUUGAAGAGUUGAUUUCCUGAAAAUUUAAAAUAAAUUAAAUCCAGACUGUGAACACAUCACAACUCAUCAGCUACAUCCUGUUGUUACCAAAGUAAAACUAGGUUUCUAAUUUGGAAGAUAAACUCUUCAAUUCCACUUUUUUUCUUCUUUUAAACAAUCCAGCCACGCAUUAAGUUUCCUUUGAUAGCGAUAUUCAGGCCCAGACGUUGUGACGAUCCAGAGACUAGACUAGAGCAAGUCAUUUUUAUACGUGUUAUUAAUUGAUGAGAGUUUGACUGCAGAACAUGAAGCAUGAAAAUCAGCUGUUAACUCAAUCUACUGUCGACCUUCUUCCUACUGUUGUUUUAUUUAAUCUGCAUGAGCUUUUUGUUUCCCACCGAGGCCAAAAAACGACGCACGACGGAACAGAAAAUCUGAUUCAUUUUUAUUUUUAUACCUUCCUUUUUGAUUUUUAUUUUGAAAAACAAAUGUCAGAAUCCAGAAAUGAGACCAAGAACAAAUUUGCUCUUCUGAGUAAAAUGCAAGCACACAAGACAUCUAACACAAGAACUCUAAAGUUGCUUCAAACACUGUCUGUGUUUGAGGUAGUUGUGACAUCACAAGACGUGAUGUGGACUAAUCAAACUGUAGCAGAGGGGACGUUCAAGUGAUGCUCUCGUGGUGCUUUCCGGUGCCGACACUGGUCACAAAGUCGUCGUGGAGUCACUUUCCUGUCCUAAUUCCUUCAAAAUAAAGCGUGUGAAAUCGUGAGGAGCUGAUUUAACCCGUUUACACCUUUUUUAAAUUGAUCAAAUAGAGAAUAUGUCAGUUUUUUGUUUUUAUUUAUAACUAUACAGGUUAGGAUUUACCACUUCAAAACGCACCUUUAGAUCCCAUGUCGACAGGCUACCUGGUUUGUGAGUCCUUAAUUCACUGACACCACCUUUUAGAAAUGUCUGUUCAGCCACAACAAGUGCGGCACAGAGCCACUGACUGACGACAGAAUCCACGGCUCAAACCAAAACUGUGCUGAAGUAGUGAUCGUAGAUAAACAUUUUGUUUGAUUGACAGCUCCUUCACUCACAGUCAGCAUACCUGCACAGGUGUUUACAUCAGUACUUACUUUGUUUCCUCAGACGUCAGAUUUUCUGUUCCUGAGUGAAGUUUAGCUGUCCUACAUCUGUCAAGCUGCGGUCACGUCACCUUCAGUUGAACAGGAAUCACACGUCUCCGAAACUACAUCGACACUACUACAUCGACAACCCCAGGCAGCGUUCAGCCUCUUAAAAACUACAAGAUUAAAUGAGACUGGAGCAUUUCUCUUCUGUAUCUUUUGUCUGACUGCAUUAAUCAGCUACUGUACUUUUCAUACAGCAAACUUUUUCUUUUUGUUAUCAUGAGAAAACGGCUUUAUCUCAAGAU